Messenger RNA from Carya illinoinensis, 1027 nucleotides. RefSeq names its product actin-depolymerizing factor 2-like. The transcript is spliced from 3 exons. The record is from RefSeq and is a predicted model, not a curated record. Gene Ontology annotation, molecular function: actin filament binding. Gene Ontology annotation, cellular component: actin cytoskeleton; cytoplasm. Bases 157 to 576 code for a protein of 139 amino acids. Gene Ontology annotation, biological process: actin filament depolymerization. Lineage: Eukaryota; Viridiplantae; Streptophyta; Magnoliopsida; Fagales; Juglandaceae.
CACGCACACAGAGAGAGCCCAGCCACUUAUCUAUAUAAAUAGCUUCAACGUGUUUAGCAGAGCCUUCGUCAUCGGAGGAGCCUCUCAUACCUAUAUUUUCUCCUCAUUCUCAUCUUCUCGAUCGUGUUCUCGGUAUCUCCAAGCAAACCGAACAAAAUGGCCAACGCAGCCUCAGGUAUAGCUGUGCAUGAUGACUGCAAGUUGAGGUUUCUUGAACUUAAGGCAAAAAGGACCUAUCGCUUCAUAGUUUUCAAGAUUGAGGAGAAGCAGAAGCAAGUUAUUGUGGAGAAGGUUGGUGAGCCAAACCAAGGUUAUGAGGAUUUCACUGCAAGCCUUCCAGCUGAUGAGUGCCGUUAUGCUGUAUAUGAUUUUGACUUUGUCACGGAAGAGAAUUGCCAAAAGAGCAGGAUCUUCUUCGUUGCUUGGUCUCCCGAUACAUCAAGGGUUAGAAGCAAGAUGAUUUAUGCAAGCUCCAAAGAUAGAUUUAAGAGAGAGCUUGAUGGAAUUCAGGUUGAGUUGCAAGCAACUGAUCCAACUGAGAUUGGUCUUGAUGUCAUUAAGAGCCGCGCCAGCUGAAUACAAAUUGUAGGCCUUUCAACAGAGAGUUCCUCCUUUUGGUCCUUCUUUACUUGAGUGAAGUGUCUAUAGUUUGUGGGAUGGUGGACUUGGCUAAUUACGGUAUAAAUUUCCAAGUUUUGCCCUGGAGUUUUUUUAUCAAUCCUGGACAAGCAUCUCUGCUUUCCAGUAUAUCAAUGUGAUCUGUUAUCUCUGGAACCUAUGUACUGUUGAGUGGCUUCUUAUGGUCCUAUUUCUUUUAGCUAAGAUGUAACUUGUUUGCCGGGGAGGAGGGGGUGUUUAGACGGCACCUUUAGUUCAUUUCAAGUUUUAAAUUGAUCCUUGUCAAUUAAUUAACUUUGGAGUGCUAAAGGGGAAUGGUUUAAGAUUUACAAAGUUGCUGAUUUAUUUGGCCUGUUUUGUAUUACAUAGACAAUUACAUCACAAGAGAACUGAUGCUUGUUCUUGAAAA